UCUACGCUAACUUUUCAGUAGGCCAAGUGGGUUAGAAAUGCAACAGUUAGACAGGACACGACACCAAUCCCCCCUGUUUUGCUCCCCCAGACUCAUGUAAAAGACCCCUGAAAACUAACAAGAAAGAUUUUUUAAAAAUAUGGGGGUAUUCCUCAAUCUACACGGUGAUAUGUGGGAUCUUGCUGUGCAAUUCCUGCAACAGAAAUACUGGAAAUACUCCAAGCCAGACUCCACGUAAACGCAAGUAUUCCUUUAAACAAAAUCGUGCGGACGGGGUUAAAGGCACCGAGGUAAUUCCAUUAAUGAUUGAACCUUUCGUGGGUUCACCUCUUACACCGAAAUCUGUUGACAUCAGUCCGGGGGCAGCCGGGAGAAAGGUGCACCCACCAGAUCAUGGCAUCAGUUAAAAUUGAAUGUGUUGUGAACGAGAAAUACUCGGCUGCAGAAAGCCCUGUUUGGGAAGAGAAAGAUGGCACUCUUCUCUAUGUGGGUAUCAGUGAACAGAACGUGUACAGGUGGAACCCUACCAAUAACCAAGUGAAAAAAGUCCAUGUUGAUGCACCUGUUGGUUCCGUUGUUCCUCGAAAUUCUGGGGGUUAUGUCUUGGCCCUUGGAAAAAAGUUUGCAUUUUUGGAUUGGGAGACAAGGGUGGUUACUGACAUAACUGAGGUCGACAGUGAGAAAUCAAACAUCAGAUUCAACGAUGGCAAGGUUGACCCAGCUGGACGCUUUCUUGCAGGGACAAUGGGAAUGGAGGCUCGACCAGGUGAACUUGAAAGGCACCAGGGAUCUCUUUAUGCCCUGCAGACAGAUCAUUCUGUGGUCAAACACUUUAACCAGGUGGAUGUUUCCAAUGGUCUAGCAUGGUCAUUGGAUCACAAGAUCUUCUAUUACAUAGACAGCUUGUGCUUUACUGUGGAUGCAUUUGAUUACGACCUGCAAUCAGGAAAGAUGUCAAAUCGAAGGGUCGUGUACAAGCUUGAACAAGAUGAGGUUAUACCUGAUGGACAGUGCAUUGAUCGUGAGGGGAAGCUCUGGGUUGCUUGUUAUAAUGGUGGGAGAGUCCUUCGUAUCGACCCAGAGACAGGUAAAAGAAUCCAGACAGUGAAACUGCCUGUCAGUAAAACAACAUCUUGCUGUUUUGGAGGAAAGGAUUAUGCUGAGCUUUAUGUAACAUCGGCCACCAAAAGAAUGGACCAAGAGUCGCUUCAGAGAGAGCCACUGGCGGGUGGAAUUUUUAAGGUUACAGGACUGGGUGUGAAGGGGAUUCCACCACAUUCUUUCAUGGGGUAGAAAAUUUCCUUACCAGCUUCACUGCCAAUGGAAAAAAGGCCCAGCAAACAGAUGCAUGAACAAAAAGAAUGAAAAUGAGACUAUAUCUAACUCUACUGACUGGAAACAGUUCCUACCAUUUUCUAUGCAAUGUGUGCAGAUGUAAAACUGUAACAGUAGUGCCAAUUCACAGUAUAGAAAUUCUCCUGACAAAGUUAUUUCUGUCUAAGAAGGGUAUAUGUUGCCUUUCAUUCUCACUCUCUCUCCCAAGCCUCCUUGAAAGGCAAAGACUCUUGCUGAUGGUGUGUUCUAUGGGAUCUUUGUUCUCCCAUUGAAGAUCGUGCCAAUAAUUCACCAGUGCAUGACUGUGAUGAACAAUUUAAUGCCUUGAAUUAUUCUGAGGGUUUAUUGCAGCAACACAUCCACAGGAAAAGACGUGAGAAUCCUCCCUAGGAGGUAAGCUUGAAAAAUUGCAACCUAUUGUGAUCCCCUGGACAAUUUCUAAACUUUCUAAAAUCUUUAUAGAGCAAUGAGAAAGUAGAUGCAUCCAGAUAGUCUUAAAAUGUGAGAAAAUAGCCAUAAAGGAACCACAGUGUUAUGUUGCUUCUAAAUUUGCAUGGGUAGAAUUCUCUCAUAUAUUUCAUGUUCUCUUAGGACAUCGAAGGAGGUGAUUCAGCCCAUCAAAUCCAUUACCAACUCUCGGAGCAAAGCUAUCAAUCUCAUUCUCCCAUUUAUUUCACUGCAACCCAUUCUCUCUCAGAUGCCCAUCAACUUUCCCUGAUUUUUCCUACCUCUCACCUAUACUAGGGGCAAUUUACAGCAACCAAUUAACGUAACAAACAGCAUGUCCUUUGGAUGUGAGAGGAAACCCAUGCUGUCACAGAGAGAAUGUGCAAACUCUGCACCUACAGCAGCACUAAGUGCUGUGUCUCUAUGCCACCCUAAUAGAAGGUGCUGAUCUUAUCAGUAACACCAAAUGCAGAGAAUGAAUAGCUUGCAGUCUGGGAAUGUGAGCAUGUUAUAAGUGUAACCCAACUGCUUUUCCCCAGGAGGUCUAAUUGUGAGUUCUGGCAUCGGUUUAGUAAUCCGAUUCCUAGCAGCAUCUAAGCAAUCACACUUUACUUACCCUCUCCCUCUCUCUUCAAUGUUGGUAGUCUCCUGCACCAGGGGUAACAAUAAAAACUGUUAAACCGUC
This is a messenger RNA of Pristis pectinata (smalltooth sawfish), 2467 nucleotides long. RefSeq names its product regucalcin-like. The record is from RefSeq and is a predicted model, not a curated record. Lineage: Eukaryota; Metazoa; Chordata; Chondrichthyes; Rhinopristiformes; Pristidae. Gene Ontology annotation, biological process: L-ascorbic acid biosynthetic process. Gene Ontology annotation, molecular function: enzyme regulator activity; gluconolactonase activity; calcium ion binding. The coding region runs from base 394 to 1293 and encodes 299 amino acids. The transcript is spliced from 7 exons.